Trypanosoma grayi is the source of this 2187-nucleotide messenger RNA. RefSeq lists its product as hypothetical. Gene Ontology annotation, molecular function: sterol binding; sterol transfer activity. The record is from RefSeq and is a predicted model, not a curated record. NCBI's taxonomy places the organism in Eukaryota, Euglenozoa, Kinetoplastea, Trypanosomatida, Trypanosomatidae. The transcript has a single exon. Bases 1 to 2187 code for a protein of 728 amino acids. Gene Ontology annotation, biological process: intracellular sterol transport. Gene Ontology annotation, cellular component: endoplasmic reticulum-plasma membrane contact site; plasma membrane; endoplasmic reticulum membrane.
AUGCCGUUGGAGAGCCAGAGUGGUUCGUCUCGGAUGACUACACAGCCAGACAAACCAGCUGUGGCAUCAUACACUCCAGAAGAACAGGUAUUUCAUCGUCUGUUUCCUCAAGUACCCUUGUCGGAAAAGUUGGUAGAAUCUCGUCAAUGUGCCUUUAUGAGCAAAAAGAAAAAAUUUGCUCGUAUGGGGACACUGUAUGCGUCGUCCCUACGAAUCUGCUUUAGUUCCUCCUUUCUCAAAGAGCCUGUGAUGGUGCGAUGGGAAGACGUCGCAUCCGUUGAAAAGGGAACAAGUUUUCUCUUUGAGGCGAUUGUUAUGAAACUGAAAAAUGGCGAGGAAUUCAUUUUUUCUGGUUUUUUGUCCGGGGGAGCUGCGCAGACAUUCAAACUUCUCAAGACACUCUGGACUGUUCGUGCAAGGUACGCUUUUUCGGACGCAUUGGUUUCGACCUCAACUGGUGUUUCCCCCUUGGCCCCCGAUGCUGCUUCGGUUCACUCCUCUGAUGUGUCAUCAGGUGUUUGUGAGGAUCUUGAUGAGAAACAGGAAGGUGACCUUUCAAGAAGUUCCUCAGCUUCCUCCCUGAAGCCUGCUCCGGCAGAAGGCAUUUCGUGCAACCCCCUUUCAGAGGAUAUGACAGGUGAUUCUGACACAAUAGGACGUAUCGAUUGGAAGCCAGACAUAGAGGAGAAGGUUCGCAACCAUGUGAAUACACCAAAGCUUCUUUCAGUUCAGGAUCCUGCCUCUGAUAAGUUUGAGUGGCUGCAAUACUUUCCCAAUAUUCCCAAGAGUGAACUACUGGUUGACUAUUUUCAGUGUAGUUAUGUGAGUGGGGUGCAUCGAUUGGGAAAGUUGUACAUAACGACGAACUACGUACUGUUUUCAUCGGUUAUGAUGGGGGAAGGAUUGCAAAUCAGUUUUAAGGAUGUUAGGAGUAUCGAAAAGGAGCAAACCAUGAUGAUACUUGAUGGUAUAGGUAUAAAACUGAAUAACGGUAAUAUAUACAGCUUCACAAGCUUUGUUAGCCGUGAUGCCGCCUUCAAUAUUCUGACUCAUUUUUUCACCGUCAUGAAAACACUCAGCCCUCCCAUCCAGAGCCCGCUCCUGGCUAAUGAGAAGAACGAUGUGAAUACUGGGUUUGUAUCAAAGACGAGUGAAUCAGAUGUGACAAAGUUCCCUGUUGUCGAUUCGCUAAAUGAGUUUUCGAAAGUACUGACAGAUUAUGGAGCAGCCUUGAGUGACUAUACAUGCUUCAAAAGGGAGCUUAUGGAACCUAUUACCCUACCUGAAGGCAAAACGGUCGUUGAUGUGUUCAAGCUGUGCUUCGAUGAUGACAGUUCGUUGUUGGAGGAAUAUCACGCUGGUCGAAAAGACACCAAUCAAAAGUGGGAGCCAUGGCGGCCUGCUCUGGAAGGAAGUCCCCCUUUUUGUGGCCAAAGGCAAUUCACAUGCACAACGAUAGUAAAGGCUUUGGUGGCCAAGUCUUGCCCAUUCACCGAAUACCAGAGAUAUGCGUUCAUGAAUAUUAGUGGCAAUCAACCCACUCUAGUUGUACAAGUAUCGGGACAAGUUGAAGGUGUGAUGUUUACCGAUGCUUUUCGUGUAGAGGCACUGCUAGUCUUUUCACAAUCAGAUUCUGUUGUGACGAUGCGUGCCUUUGGUCAUGUCCAAUUCCUGCGGGAUGUAUGGGUGAAGGGUAAGAUUUUGCGUACCUCUCUAGACGUUGAGAUGCCCGAGUGCUAUAAGAGGCUUGGGGCAAUGUUGGCAGAGCGUCUUCAGUAUGGUGCUACCACUAUUUCCUCAGAAGCCGCAAACCAGAUGCAACCUGGCCCACCGCCAGUCAGUCUGGAUGCACCUCUGAGAUAUGAGCUGUGCUCAUCCGGCUUCAAGUGGAGGCCUGCUCUCUGUGGAGAAUUGGUGUUGGAGAGUAUUAGUGCAAUAUUCUGCAUGAAUGCAUUGUUUCACGCCUAUUUCUUUACUGUUCCUGCCCGUGUAAUUGGCGUUGGCAACCACGCAGGUAAAACUGACGAGGGGCCUGUGCCUGCCUCUUUUACUGGUUCUCUGGUGGUUGCGGAUGUGGUGGACUCUUUUGUUGUUGAGCUGGUUAGACCAUUUCUAAUCACUGCCUUGAUUGGGCUACUGUGCAUUGUCCUCUUUUCUCUGAGACGAACCUUGGGGCGCAUGCGCUAG